Molecule: messenger RNA, 598 nt
Organism: Aphanomyces invadans
Lineage: Eukaryota; Oomycota; Saprolegniomycetes; Saprolegniales; Verrucalvaceae
Exons: 1
Coding region: 79-561 (160 amino acids)
Biological process (GO): translation
Cellular component (GO): mitochondrial large ribosomal subunit; ribosome
Molecular function (GO): structural constituent of ribosome
Source: RefSeq, a predicted model, not a curated record
GGCCAAUCAGAAGGCAGAAGUGUGGACCACCUCCAUUGUUGGCCCACGAGCAAUUGCGACUGCAGUCCAUCCUGCCCCAUGUUCGCCACCGGUCGGUCCUUCGUCAUCUCCAUCGCUGCGCCGUUGCGCGUUGCCAGCAACCGUCAAAUCAACCGCAAGCUUAAGCACCCUGCGACCCUGCGCAAGAUCGCACGUAAGGAAGCUGAGAACCCUGUCGAGUGCGUGCUUCCACCUUUGAAGUACCAACCGACGUACGUCCCUGAAAAGGUGAGCUUCAACGGUUGGUCCCCUGCGCGCGCGGAAGGACCUUUGGAAGGACUUCCGUUCCAUGUGAAGCGCACAGCGACUGGAUUGCAAUUGCCUGUGUACCGUGACUACCGCAAUGGCCGGACGCGCGUCAUUACGAUCGUCCGUCGCUUCCACGGCGACGAAGCAGCGUUGCAACAAGAGCUGUCGACUGUGUGCCAAGGCAAGGCCGUUGUCAGCCGACCUGGCCGACUGGAAGUCGUGGGAGACUACUCCGCCGCUAUCAAACAGUACUUCACCGGGUUGGGGUUUUAAAUGUGAAUAUACAAACCCGAAUUGUACUCUUCGGAAC